This is a messenger RNA of Capsicum annuum, 2797 nucleotides long. RefSeq names its product protein PAF1 homolog. The transcript is spliced from 12 exons. Lineage: Eukaryota; Viridiplantae; Streptophyta; Magnoliopsida; Solanales; Solanaceae. Bases 589 to 2613 code for a protein of 674 amino acids. Gene Ontology annotation, biological process: transcription elongation by RNA polymerase II. Gene Ontology annotation, molecular function: RNA polymerase II complex binding; chromatin binding. Gene Ontology annotation, cellular component: Cdc73/Paf1 complex. The record is from RefSeq and is a predicted model, not a curated record.
GGAAUGUGAUGUUAUUAUAUUUGUCAAAAAUAUUUGGCCAAACGUAUGACUAUAAGGUGAAAUGAGUCAUUUUUGGGAAAGUUUCCCUUAGUCGCAAAAACAAUAUUUGAGGACACUGAAAUUGGUGAAAUCCUUUAUACCCACUGAAACUAGCAAAGCUGCUCAGCUCUACACACAAUAUUUGUCUCUGCUUCUCUUACUUAAGUUGUUGCUCGUUUGUCACCAAUUUCUCUCUCUGUUUUUCCUUUUUUUUUUAGUUUCAAUUUUGAUAAAAUUAGCUCAAAUUUCUAGUGAAUGGAAGAUUGUCUGUGAAUUUUCUUGAUUCGAAUUCAAUUGUCGUUUUUGUUUUAUCAAAGAUAGAUCCUUUUUGCUCAAUUUUGUAGUGGGCUUACCCAUUUUUUGGAUUUUGACAAUGCUGAUAAUAGUUUUGUAAGUUGAAAUCAACAAAAUAUUUUAUGGGUAUUUGUUAAAUUAGGGUUCUCUUGAUUUGAUUUGUGUGGGAAAGAGGAUUUCUUUUUGUGAAUUGUGGAGGUUAUUUGGUGAUUCAGUUUCUUCUAGGGUUUUAGUUUGUUUUGCUGUUUUGUAUCUAUGGCUUCGUAUAGGCCAUUCCCUCCACCAUCUCAGUCGAGUUUUGUUCCGCCGCCACCCCCGCCGCAGAAUCAGAAUCCUCCGCCACCGCCGCCGUCUCAAUCGAGGGGAAGUCAGUAUUCGCAGAAUUGGGGUUAUGAUGGAUCUUCGUAUUAUCAGCAUCCUGGUUACGUUCCUCCACCUCCUCCUCCGGGGAGGAGUCAGUAUCCGCCACCGCCUCCGCCUGAUUCUUCGUAUCCACCUCCGCCACCACCUUCCGGGCAACCUCCUCCACCUCCUGCUCCAAUGUAUUAUCCGUCUUCGCAGUAUUCGCAGUAUAGUCAAAACCAGCCUUUAGAGCCUCCACCUCCACCUCCUCCUUCGUCUCCUCCGAGUUCAUCUAUUCCUCCUCCUCCACCGCCUUCUCAACCACCGUCCCCUCCGCCACCUCCUUCGUCAGCUCCACCUCCAAGCCAACGUAAUGAAAGUAGGCCUAGUGGAGAGAAAAAGCGAGAAUCUGGUUGGCGUGAAUCAGGGCAUCGGUCUAAACAGCCAGGGCAUUCAGUUCCUCCAUUGCCAGUGAAGAAAGCUAAUGCUCCUUCAGGGAGGGUUGAGACUGAGGAAGAGAGGAGGUUAAGGAAGAAGAGAGAGUUCGAAAAGCAAAGGCAUGAAGAGAAGCAUAGGCAGCAAUUAAAGGAAUCACAAAAUAGAGUGCUGCAGAAAACCCAAAUGUUGGCUUCUGGUAUGAAGGGUCAUGGGUCAAUUAGUGCAUCGCAUAUGGCUGACAGAAGAACUGCCCCUUUGCUAAGUGGUGAGAGGACAGAAAACCGGUUAAAGAAGCCGACAACAUUUCUUUGCAAGUUAAAAUUCAGAAAUGAAUUACCAGAUCCGACAGCUCAACCAAAGCUUUUGACUUUAAGAAGAGACCCAGAUCGCUUCGCGAAAUACGCAAUUACCUCAUUGGAGAAAAUGCACAAGCCUCAACUAUAUGUUGAACCAGACCUUGGAAUUCCGCUUGACCUUCUUGAUCUCAGUGUGUACAAUCCUCCCAAGGGUGUAAAGAUACCACUUGCUCCAGAAGAUGAAGAGUUGUUGCGUGAUGAUGAGCCUAUAACCCCCAUCAAGAAAGAUGGCAUAAAAAAGAAGGAAAGACCAACUGACAAAGGUGUUUCUUGGCUGGUCAAAACACAAUACAUCUCUCCUCUUAGCACGGAGUCAGCAAAACAGUCUCUGACUGAAAAGCAAGCUAAAGAAUUGCGAGAAAAUAGAGGCGGCCGCAACAUCUUGGAGAAUCUUAACAAUAGAGAUAGACAAAUUCAAGAGAUCAAGGCAUCUUUUGAGGCAUGCAAGUUGCGGCCCAUUCAUGCGACCAAUCACAGAUUGCGGCCAGUCAAAGUCCAGCCACUUUUCCCCGACUUUGAUCGGUACAUGGACCAGUUUGUGCUUGCGAAUUUUGAUAGUGCUCCAACUGCUGAUUCAGAAACCUACAACAAGUUGGAUAAAACUGUUCGUGAUGCAUGCGAAUCACAGGCCAUUAUGAAAAGCUUUGUGGCUACAGGCUCAGAUGCAGAUAAACCUGACAAAUUUCUGGCAUAUAUGGCCCCUGCUCCAAAUGAGCUAUCGAAGGAUAUGUAUGAUGAAAACGAGGAUAUCUCAUACUCUUGGGUUCGGGAGUAUCACUGGGAUGUACGAGGUGAUGACGUAGAUGAUCCUACUACAUACGUUGUGGCAUUUGGUGAAACAGAGGCCUGUUACAUGCCUCUUCCAACAAAGCUUGUUUUGAGGAAAAAAAGAGCUAGAGAGGGGAAAUCAAAUGAUGAAGUCGAACAUUUCCCAGUUCCCUCGAGAGUUACAGUAAGGAAGAGACCAACUGUAGCUGCUAUUGAACUGAAAGAAGAAGGGGGUUAUACAACAGCUUUGAAGGGGAGUGUGUCAAGUUCCAAGAGAACAAGAAUCGGUCAUGAAGAUGCUGUCGACGAACAGCUGCUUGAUAUGCAUGAUGGUGAUCAAGAUCAGUCGAGUGGUGGCGAGUACAUGUCUGAUUGAUUCCUUCAAAUUUAUUUCAGAUAAUUUACAGCAGAGGAAAAGAGAAAAAGGUGUAGGGGAGUAGGUACACGAGAAAAGUUGCAUAAAUAAACAAUGCUUUGUACCAUAUAGGAAUUUUGCUCUUUGAAAUGAUUGAACUUUCAAGUUUUUUGCAUAUGAUGCCAUGAUUCUGGCCUGAUCAUCA